AUGGCUUUGCAGCGGCUCAAAGAAGCGGCCGAGAAUGCUAAACAUGAACUUUCUUCCUCCGAAAUUACCAGCAUUAAACUUUCUUUCAUUUCCGCGGAUGCCAAUGGUCCAAAGCACCUUGAUAAAGAACUUUCUCGUCUGAAAUUGAAAGAACUUACCGAAGACCUUUUGGAAAAAUUAGUUGCUCCAUGUAAAAAUUGUCUCAAAGAUGCCAAGAUUUCCAAAGUUGAUGAAGUUAUUUUAGUGGGAGGAAUGACCCGCAUGCCCGCCGUGCAAGAGAAAGUGAAAGAAAUUUUUGGUAAAGACCCAAAUAAAUCUGUUAACCCAGACGAAGCGGUAGCCGAAGGAGCUGCUAUUCAAGGCUCAGUGUUAGCAGGAGAUGCUAACGAUAUCGUUUUACUCGAUGUUACUCCUCUUUCAUUAGGCAUUGAGGUGCAAGGGGGCAUUAAUGAAGUGAUAAUUCCCCGUGAUACUACUAUUCCAACCAAAAAAUCUCAAAUAUUUUCUACGGCUGAGGACAAUCAACCCAGCGUUCAUGUUCGAGUUCUUCAAGGGGAAAGAACCAGAGCUUUGGACAACAAGGUAUUAGGAACUUUUGAAUUAAGUGGUAUUGAACCAGCCCCUCGUGGUAUUCCGCAAAUUGAAGUCACUUUUGACAUUGAUGCUAAUGGCAUGGUUUCGGUUUCAGCCAAAGACAAGAAAACGGAUAAGGAAACUAAAAUUACGAUUACUGCGGACGGUGGUCUCAGCAAGGAAGAAAUUGAAAGAAUGGUUAAAGAAGCGGAAGAACAUAGGGAAGAGGACGAAAAAAUUAAGUCUAAUUUGGAAAUUCUUAAUCGGGCCCAAACCUAUCUCUACACUUUUGGGAAGCAAAUGGAGGAAUUUAAGCAGCAUAAGGAUUUCAAUGAAAAUGAUGAAGGUUUCAAAAAAUUUGCGGAAAUGUAUCACAAUUUAAAAGAGGCCACGGAAAAGGAAGAAAAGGAUUAUCCCGCCAUUAAAAAGCAAUUAGAUAAGAUUGAAGAAAUGAUGAAACUGGCUAACGAACUGGCUCAAAAAAUGCCGAAGCAAGAGGAAAAAAAGAGUAAGGAGGAAGAUACCUUGGAUGUGCCACCUGAAAAUGAUGAUAAAGAUAAAAAAUAG
Messenger RNA from Ambispora leptoticha, 1140 nucleotides. The record is from the annotation of a GenBank genome assembly. Lineage: Eukaryota; Fungi; Glomeromycota; Glomeromycetes; Archaeosporales; Ambisporaceae.